Molecule: messenger RNA, 2857 nt
Organism: Propithecus coquereli (Coquerel's sifaka)
Lineage: Eukaryota; Metazoa; Chordata; Mammalia; Primates; Indriidae
Gene: CDKN2C
Product: cyclin-dependent kinase inhibitor 2C (p18, inhibits CDK4)
Exons: 3
Coding region: 1996-2502 (168 amino acids)
Biological process (GO): negative regulation of cell population proliferation; regulation of cyclin-dependent protein serine/threonine kinase activity
Cellular component (GO): nucleus
Molecular function (GO): cyclin-dependent protein serine/threonine kinase inhibitor activity; protein kinase binding
Source: RefSeq, a predicted model, not a curated record
GAAUAUUUCUGUUUCUUAGUCCUUGGAACAUUAAGGCUUCAGAGUUCGUUAUGAUUUCUUACCUAUACUAUGUGUUAAGUUUUCGUAAAGUUCAGUCUAUACAAGGCUUUUUUCUGAGCACCGUGCUUAUAAUCAGUCGGGUUCUCUCCCCGACCCCCUUGGCCACCUCUGCCCAUCGCAGCCCUCGGCGCUGAUCUGGCAGGUGCGAGGCUGAGGCCCGGCGCUCAGCCGAGGAGGCCAAGUUUACAUAGUGCGCGCGCCCUAGAGGAGGCGGCGGCAGCCGCAGGCCUGGCCGCUCGAACUUUUCGAGGCUGGCAGGAGAGCGGGGAGGCAGGCCGACCUGCCCUGCUAGGACUGGAGAAGACUCCCUUUGCGCCCGCUCGCUUUCCGCCUUCCUACAGCCAGCGAGGCUGAGACUCUGAGGCCCCGCGGCUUUUCACAGCAGUCUUAAUUAACAAACCCCGCGCCGAACAGUAGAGUUCGGGACAGCCCGGGGUUUCGCGUCGCACACUCCGGCCCGCCCAUCAGCCGAAGGAGGACAGGCCGGGCUCGGCUGGGCAGAACCCCGCUCCAGCUGGGGCCUGGCCACCGGGCUGGCGGGCGGGAGCCAGCGCGAGAGACUGAGGGAAAGAGGUGGGGAGCGAGGAGACCCGAGGAAGAGAGCGGGUCUGAAGGGGCGGAGCCUGCGAGGCAGCGAGCGAGAGCGCCAGCAGGGCGGAGGGCGGAGCGUGGGCCGGGCCCAGCCUUCCCGCUCCCGCGGCGCUGCAACUCCGCCGAGCCUCCUUAAAACUCUGCCGUUAAAAUGGGGGCGGGUUUUUCAACUCAAAAAGCGCUCAAUUUUUUUCUUUUCAAAAAAAGCUGAUGAGGUCGGAAAAAAGGGAGAGAAACCGGCACCGUCUCUGAGAGGCAACAGAAGCAGCAAUUGUUUCAGCGAAAAAAGAAGCAAGUGAGGGAGGAAAGGAAAAGAGCAGAAAGGGGGAAGACGCGCAAGUGUCUGUAAGGGUGAAAGGAGCAGGGACUGGCGAUUUGGGGACCAGCUACAAAAGCAACUGUCACUGGGAGCACUGCGGCUCGGGAAGAAGCUUUGCUGCCAGGCUGGGCUCCAGGGCACAGCUGACUGGCGGCUGCCCUCUCCGCGGCACAGGCUAGGGGCACGGCACAGGCCCGGGACCGCGAGAGGUUGGCGAGGUGGCAUCAGGCGCUGAAGCUGCCGGGCUCUCUCUGAGAAGGCGGCUGGACUAGCUGCGCCCUGGAAUUGUGGCGACUUUCCCUACUCAGAGGUUGGCCUGCACUUCCCAGGACCUCCCCAUCUCCGGAGGACCCCAGAAAACCGGGAAAGGAAAGAAAAGACAGCGGCGGCGGCAGCAGCUCAAUGAGUACCUACAGCAGAAAGCCCGAACUAGCUCGGUCGUAGGCGGGAAGUUACGGGAGUGCUGCCCUGUGCAGCCGCGAUGCUGCCGCGAGCUGCGCCAGCGGCCAGGGCCCGAUAGACGCUUCCCGCAUCGCUCUCCUCCUUCCUCAGGCUGCCGGGAGUCCCGGGACCUGGUAGGGCCGGCAUGACGGGCUUGCUGGGGGACCGCCACGCUCCUGGCAGCCUCCGGAAACGCGCGCCGAGCCCGGCUCCCACGACCUCUGAGGUUCGGCGGGGCUGCGGCAGCCUGGCGAGCGAGAUCCGGAGCCUUCCCGGGCGGCGUUAGCCCGCGGCUCGGCCCGGACGUGACUAAAGGCUCUCUGGAGAAGCCGAGAGCACUAGGGAGCCGUUAAGACCUGUAACUUGAGGGCCACGGAACUGCUACUCCCGUUUGCCUUUGGCGAUCAUCUUUAACCCCCCCGGAGCACGUCAGCAUCCAGCCACCGCGGCGUUCUCCCAGCAGCUGAGGACUCAGGACUACCCCUUCGGCGAGACGGAUGGAAACCGAGCCCCUUCGAGGACCUGCCCCUGCAGUUCUGGCUCAUGCGGCUCCAGUCACCACCGUGAACGAGGGACCCUAAAGAAUGGCCGAGCCUUGGGGGAACGAGUUGGCGUCCGCAGCUGCCAGGGGGGACCUAGAGCAACUUACUAGUUUGUUGCAAAAUAACGUAAACGUCAAUGCACAAAAUGGAUUUGGAAGGACUGCGCUGCAGGUUAUGAAACUUGGAAAUCCUGAGAUUGCCAGGAGACUACUGCUUAGAGGUGCUAAUCCCGAUUUGAAAGACCGAACUGGUUUCGCUGUCAUUCACGAUGCAGCCAGAGCAGGUUUCCUGGACACUUUACAGACUUUGCUGGAGUUUAAAGCUGAUGUUAACAUCGAGGAUAAUGAAGGGAACCUGCCCUUGCACUUGGCUGCCAAAGAAGGCCACCUCCCGGUGGUGGAGUUCCUGGUGAAGCACACGGCCAGCAAUGUGGGGCAUCGGAACCAUAAGGGGGACACCGCCUGCGAUUUGGCCAGGCUCUACGGGAGAAACGAGGUCAUUAACCUGAUGCAGGCAAACGGGGCAGGGGGACCCUCGAAUCUGCAAUGAAUGUGGGGAGGGCUUUCCCACAUUGUCUCUACUUUGCUAGUUAAUUGGUGGCUGUUAUGACUAUUUUAAUAUCGUUUGUUAAAAUACAGUUUUGUCAUAUUUUAAGCAGCUAGUUAAAUCUUCUGAAAUUGCAUAAGUGGACAUCUUACACAUAUAUUUAAGCAACAUCUUUUUCACCUGCAAAAAUCCUGACUUCUAAUGUAUAAUUGCAAAUAGCUUUGGCUUUCUUCUGAAUAUUUUAUCUUUUCUUGCUUCCCGCUUUGCCAAUCUCAAUAUUCAACUUGGAAAGUUUGUUUUUAAAAUGGUUUGUCCUGAUGCUUCUUUUGCCUAAUUAAAACACUUUUUCAAAACAGGA